AUGACAGCCGACUCGCUCGACCAGAGCGCUGCCCGCGGGACAUCCCACACACUUAGCGGCGGCUCAUCCAACAACACGAUAUUGGACAGCCCCCCAUUUCACCCAGAAAAGGAGUCCCGCUCUCACCCCUCGCGGCCCUCCUCCCGUCACUCUCACCUCACCACCACCUCUUCAGAUUCCUCCAACGGCGACCCCCUAUCCCCCCUCGAACACGCCCUCGGCCGAACCACAUCCAUCCCCCAAACCGACGCCAUCUACCAACAAGAUGCCGACAACAACAACAACCACCUCACCCACACCCGCACCGGCCGCACCUCCAUCACCUCUGCCGCCUCCCGCCCCCCAGACUACGAAGUCACCAUCUCCACGGACGACCCCGAGCACCCCAUGAACUGGCCCUUUUGGUACAGGACCUACACCAUUAUCACGGUCUCCUACUCCACCUGGGUUGUAGUACUCUACUCAACCUCCUACACAGCCACCCUCCCAAAAAUAAUGGACGAAUUCGACGUCACCUCUAAACCCAUCGCCACCCUGGGCCUGACAACCUACCUCCUAGGCCUAGCAGCCGGCUCGGUGAUCGUAGCCCCCAUGUCGGAGCUCUACGGCCGCAGACCAGUCUACCUCGUCUGCCUCGCCGCGUUUAUUGUUCUCAUCAUCCCCUGUGGAUUAGCCGACUCGUUGUCAGAGAUGGUGAUAGUCCGUUUCUUCGGCGCCCUCUUCGGCUCAGCCAUGAUCUCCAACUCACCCGGAACAGUAGUCGACAUCUCCUCAGACAAGUACCUCGCCCUCUGCAUGUCACUAUGGUCCAUCGCCCCGCUCAACGGUCCGGUCACCGGUCCCCUGAUCGGCGGCUUCGUCAACGACUACCUCGGCUGGCGGUGGGGAAACUGGUUGGCCAUCAUCCUCUCCGGCAUCGCUUUUGUCCUCACCUUUUUCGUCCGAGAAUCCUACCUGCCCACGCUGAUAAAGCAGAAAGCCGCGCGGAGGAGGAAGGAGACGGGGGAUGAGAACUGGUGGUGUAAAUACGACCAGCGGUCUGUUUCAACAUGGGGGUUGUUGAAGCUGAAUCUGUCCCGGCCGUUUGUGCUCGCGGUGACGGAGCCGAUUUUGUGGUGUUUUAAUAUCUGGAUAUCCGUGAUCUACGGCAUCCUCUACCUCUGCUUCAUCGCCUACCCCAUCAUCUUCACCCAGCACCGCGGCUGGUCACCCUCCCUCACCGGCCUCUCCUUCCUCGGCAUCGGCCUCGGCACCCUCCUCUCCAUCUUCCUGGAACCUUUGUGGCGGAAAAUGAUAAACUCCUCCCCUAAACGCGACCCCCUCAACCCGUCCCGCCCGGCACCAGAAGCCACAGCGUUGAUCAUGUGCGUCGGUGCCGUCCUCACCCCCAUCGGCCAGCUCGUCUUCAGCUGGACCAGUCUCCCAGCCUCAAUCCACCCUUCCAUCUCCCUCCUGUUCGGCUCCGUCCCCUUCGGCAUGGGCAACACGCUUUCGUUCAUCUACGGGAGCAACUACCUCGCGGGAGCGUACGGGAUAUACGCCGCUUCCGCGCUGGCAGGGAACGCGGUGAUGAGGUCAGUGUUUGGGGCUGCGCUGCCGCUGGCGGGGCCGGCGAUGUACAAAGCCAUGAGUCCGCAGUGGGCGGGGACGUUUCUGGGGGGGUUGGAGGUGAUGCUGGUGCCGAUUCCGUUCUUGUUUUAUAAGUGGGGGGAGAGGAUUAGGGGGAAGUCGAGGGUGAUCAGGCUGAUGAGGGAGGAGAGGGACAGAGAGGAGAAAACGGCCGAGAGGAGGCGGAAGAGGGCGGCGAGGAGGGCGGCGAGGGGUGGGAGGGAUGUUGCAGAGGAGGAGGGGGAGGAGGAAAAGACAGAAGUGGAGGAGGGGAAAGGACGGGGAAGGGAGAUGGGGGUUUAG
This is a messenger RNA of Podospora pseudocomata, 1911 nucleotides long. RefSeq lists its product as uncharacterized. The record is from RefSeq and is a predicted model, not a curated record. Gene Ontology annotation, cellular component: plasma membrane. Gene Ontology annotation, molecular function: transmembrane transporter activity. The coding region runs from base 1 to 1911 and encodes 636 amino acids. NCBI's taxonomy places the organism in Eukaryota, Fungi, Ascomycota, Sordariomycetes, Sordariales, Podosporaceae. Gene Ontology annotation, biological process: transmembrane transport. The transcript is spliced from 3 exons.